Molecule: messenger RNA, 696 nt
Organism: Mesitornis unicolor (brown roatelo)
Lineage: Eukaryota; Metazoa; Chordata; Aves; Mesitornithiformes; Mesitornithidae
Product: C-type lectin domain family 1 member B-like
Exons: 6
Source: RefSeq, a predicted model, not a curated record
AUGAGUUUUCAGACAAUGGAUACGAAUACAGAGGAAGAGGAUGGAUACACUAACUUAUAUCACCUGCCACAGCAUCCAGUCAGACACUACAUGUCACUGAACAUCAACAGAGGGCGCUCUCUUCCCUUUGCUGUAUGGUGGCCAGCUAUCUUCACUUUGUUUGCACUGUGCCUGGCCCUCACCAUAGGAAUGAUAGUCCUAGGUCUCAGAGGUUCUAAGGCACCUGCAGGACAUAACGAAAACUUGCAAGGACUAAAGGAGAAACUGUGCUUGAUGAAUGAGAAUGAUAGUAAGUAGAACUACUGACCCAAACGUUCACUAUGCCCUGUAAACUGGAAAUUGCUUGGAGGCAACACCUGUUUCUACCUUUCAGAAAGGGAGGCCACAUGGCAGGAAAGUAAAGACUUUUGCAUCUCUCAGAAUGCCACCCUUCUUAUGCUGAAAAGAAAAAGCAAGUUGAUUAGCAUAUCUCAAAUAUCACAAAAACAAUUUUAUUGGAUUGGAUUAUCAUAUGGAGUUGAUGGCUGGUCUUGGAUAGAUGAUACGAAACUUUCUACAAAGCGAAUGGACUGGAUUGAUUUGUCCUCUAAGCAAAACUGUGCAUACCUGUUUUAUGGUAACUCAAGAGUUUACAGUUGGAAUUGUUAUGAGAAAUAUCCCUGGAUUUGUGAGAAGGCAGCAGUCCAACUGAUUUAA